This is a messenger RNA of Brienomyrus brachyistius, 2370 nucleotides long. Its product is annotated as interferon-induced protein with tetratricopeptide repeats 1B-like. The transcript has 3 exons. Gene Ontology annotation, biological process: defense response to virus. Gene Ontology annotation, molecular function: protein binding. Gene Ontology annotation, cellular component: cytosol. The coding region runs from base 190 to 1629 and encodes 479 amino acids. The record is from RefSeq and is a predicted model, not a curated record. NCBI's taxonomy places the organism in Eukaryota, Metazoa, Chordata, Actinopteri, Osteoglossiformes, Mormyridae.
AUACUAGGUUUUGUGAGUCAUCUGCAAGGGGACAAUGAGCGCGCCUUGGAGUUUCUCCUUAAAGGCCAGGAUGUCUUAACGGAGGACAGAAAGGCCGACACGGAGUUUCUGCAUUUUAUCAGACCGGAACCGAUGAUAUCAACAACACACCGAGGUCAAGAUUGGCAUUAACAGCUUUAUUUUGCUGCGAUGGCGUUGAACCAGGAAACUUCACUUAAAAUAAAACUUAUUCAACUUCAGUGCCACUUCACCUGGGGUCUCAGGAAAGAGGACACUGACCUCAGUAACCUGCAAAAUAGACUGGAGGAUGAUAUCAAUUUCAGUUCACCUGAUCAAGCCGGGGGCAAGCACUUAUUUAGCUAUUUGGCUUUUGUGAAUUAUUUGCAAGACCAGCCAGAAGAAGCACUCGCUAACUUGGCAAAGGCUGAAGACCACAUUCGUAAACACAACAAAGAAUGUGAGAAAAUGCUCAUUGUAACAUAUGGAAACUUUGCAUGGCUGUACUACCACUUGAACGACCAUGCAAAAUCUAUGAGUUAUCUGGAGAAGGUGGAAGAUAUUAAGCAGCGAUUUCCAACACAGUCUCCUACUGCUUUUCAUGCGGAGGUCUACGGAGAGAUGGGAUGGACCUUCCUCAUGUAUUCUAAGACGUACCACGAGAAAGCUAAAGAGUGCUUUGAGAAAGCCUUGAAAGAGUAUCCAGACAAUCCUGACUGGAACUGUGGUUAUGCUACAGCGCUGUACCGGGUUGAAUCUGAGAGCAACACAACUGCAGAUUCACCAGCUACUAAACAGCUAAGGCGUGCCUUAGAGCUGAGCCCUGGGGAUUCUUAUAUCAUGGCACUUUUGGGGUUAAAACUAGCUGAUUGUGGCAUAUUGAAUGAGGCAGAGGAGUUGAUUGAACAAGCUCUUAUGAUUUCACCAACCAACCCUCAUGUCAUGCGGUACGUUGCAAAGUUUUUCAGAAGAUAUGGAUCUAUGGAUAAGGCCAUAAACCUUGUGAACUGUGCCCUUGAAAAAACACCCAAUUCAGCCUUUCUUCAUCAUCAAAUUGCAGUCUGCUAUAGGAAUAAAAGAAUCAACUUGUGCAGAAAUGGAGGGAGAAACAACAAUAGAGAAGAGGUUGAACACCUUCUCCUACUUGCCAUCCAUCAUUUUGAGAAGGCUAUUGAGAUGAAGUCCUCCUUCGUUACUGCCAUCACUGAUCUAGCUCUUUUACAUGCAGAGAAGAGAAACCUCACCAAAGCAGAGGAGCUGUUUCAGGAAGCAUUUCAGGUGGCCAGAGCAAAAAAUGACGACCUGCAAGAUGUUCAUAAAAGUUAUGGCGACUUCCAGCUGUAUCACAAGAGAUCAGUGUCUCUGGCCAUAGAGCAUUACAUGAAAGGGUGUCAAAUUCGGAAAGAUAACAGAGCAGGGGAGCAGUGUGUUCAGAAAUUGGAAAUGAUAGCAAAGAGGCGCAUUGACAGGAAUCCGAGUGAUGGGGAAGCUUUUGGGAUUCUGGGAUAUGUUAAUAAGCUAAGGGGUGACAAGCUUCAAGCCAUAGAGUGCUAUGAGAAAGCUCUUUUACAUAGCCCAGGGAACGGUGAGUUUCUCACAGCUCUCUGUGACCUUCGGCUUUCUCUGCACUAGUCGCUGGCCAUGUUUACCACUACCUGUGCUCACUGUCUGUAACUCUUUGAAAUUUGAAUAGUUGAUAUUGAAAGUGGUUAACAUUUUUUUAAUGAUUAUCUUAAUUUUUAUCAUUCAGUAUAUUAACGCUUAUUUGACUUUCAUCAUCUUAUAGGCAUAUAACAUGCAUUAUAUUUGCAACUAUUUUGACUGCACACAAACCAUCAGUUUCAGAGUUUCAUCUCCUAAUCUAAACCAAUCAAUAUUUAUUAUGAGAAAGUAUUUUUUUCAUGAUUUACAUAAAAAAAAUUAAAUAAAAUGAAAAAGAAAAUUCACUGCACACCGAAUCGAGGGGAAACACAUUGUAUAAUAAAAAAAAUUGAUGAUUUUGCCAAGGGCGGCAUGGUGGUGCAGUGGUUAACACUGUUGUCUCACAUCUCUAGGAUAUGAUUCACUUUGGAAAUUAACUCUUCUUAUGUAACUGAAUAUUUGCUAGGGGGCACAAAGGAGUAAAUGAAAAAAUCUGAAUGGCAUUGGUUGUGUGGUAAGUUUGACACUAUUUAAAGUAUAGUAUUUAUUUAUUUAUUUGUUUAUUUAAAUAUUUCAUAAUAAGUACCAUAUGACACUAUUAACUUAAAUCACACUCCACUGUGAAUGAAACAAUCUAUUCUAAUGACUUCUUGUUUGAUUUUAAAUGGCUGUGUAUUGCUAUUGUCACGAUCUUCAAAUAAACAUUUCAAUGAUCAUUUCAUUUCAAUCUAA